CCGCGCGCGCGGGCACGCGGUGCGCCUGCGCAGAGUUGCGUGGCGCGGCGGAGGGCAGGGGCCGUGUAGAGUGAGCGGCGCUGCGGGUGGGGCCGUCGGCGGCGCUGGUGAGAGAACGCCGAGCCGUCGCCGCAGCCUCCGCCGCCGAGAAGCCCUUGUUCCCGCUGCCGGGAGGAGAGUCUGUGCCGACAAGAUGGCGGACGGGGAGCUGAACGUGGACAGUCUCAUCACCCGCCUGCUGGAGGUACGAGGAUGUCGUCCAGGAAAGAUUGUGCAGAUGACUGAAGCAGAAGUUCGGGGCUUAUGUAUCAAGUCUCGGGAGAUCUUUCUCAGCCAGCCUAUUCUUCUGGAGUUGGAAGCACCACUGAAAAUUUGUGGAGAUAUUCAUGGACAGUAUACAGAUUUACUGAGAUUAUUUGAAUAUGGAGGUUUCCCACCAGAAGCCAACUAUCUUUUCUUAGGAGAUUAUGUGGACAGAGGAAAGCAGUCUUUGGAAACCAUUUGUUUGCUAUUGGCUUAUAAAAUCAAAUAUCCAGAGAACUUCUUUCUCUUAAGAGGAAACCACGAGUGUGCUAGCAUCAAUCGCAUUUAUGGAUUCUAUGAUGAAUGCAAACGAAGGUUUAAUAUUAAAUUGUGGAAGACCUUCACUGAUUGUUUUAACUGUCUGCCUAUAGCUGCCAUUGUCGAUGAGAAGAUCUUCUGUUGUCAUGGAGGACUGUCACCAGACCUGCAAUCUAUGGAGCAGAUUCGGAGAAUUAUGAGACCCACUGAUGUCCCUGAUACAGGUUUACUCUGUGAUUUGCUAUGGUCUGACCCAGAUAAGGAUGUGCAAGGAUGGGGAGAAAAUGAUCGUGGGGUUUCCUUCACUUUUGGAGCUGAUGUAGUCAGUAAAUUUCUGAAUCGUCAUGAUUUAGACUUGAUUUGUCGAGCUCAUCAGGUGGUGGAAGAUGGAUAUGAAUUUUUUGCUAAACGACAAUUGGUAACCCUAUUUUCAGCCCCAAAUUACUGUGGCGAGUUUGAUAAUGCUGGUGGAAUGAUGAGUGUGGAUGAAACUUUGAUGUGUUCAUUUCAGAUACUGAAACCAUCUGAAAAGAAAGCUAAGUAUCAGUAUGGUGGACUGAAUUCUGGACGUCCUGUCACUCCACCUCGAACAGCUAAUCCACCGAAGAAAAGGUGAAGAAAGGAAUUCUGUAAAGAAACCAUCAGAUUUGUUAAGGACAUACUUCAUAAUAUAUAAGUGUGCACUGUAAAACCAUCCAGCCAUUUGACACCCUUUAUGAUGUCACACCUUUAACUUAAGGAGACGGGUAAAGGAUCUUAAAUUUUUUUCUAAUAGAAAGAUGUGCUACACUGUAUUGUAAUAAGUAUACUCUGUUAUAAUAUUCAACAAAGUUAAAUCCAAAUUCAGAAUUAUCCAUUAAAAGUUACAUCUUCACGUAUCACAAUUUUUAAAGUUGAAAAGCAUCCCAGUUAAACUAGAUGUGAUAGUUAAACCAGAUGAAAGCAUGACGAUCCAUCUGUGUAAUGUGGUUUUAGUGUUGCUUGGUCGUUUAAUUAUUUUGGGCUUGUUUUGUUUUGUUUUUUGUUUUUGCUCUAAUGGAAUUUUUUUUUUCCCUAAACAUUUUUAAAAGUGAAAUAUGGGAAGAGCUUUAAAGACAUUCACCAACUAUUAUUUUCCCUUGCUGAUCUACUUAUGUACCUGUUUGAUCUUACUAAGAAAACUUAUGCCUCAUUUCAUUACAGUAAAAAGGAAUUUUAGAGGUUGAUCGUUUUUUAAAUAGGCAAACUGUCCAAUGAUUUUAAUCAGUUUGACUGGGCAAACUUUACAGCUGAUAGUGAAUAUUUUGCUUUAUACAGAAAUUGCCACUGAUUUGGAUUUGUGCACUCUAAUUUUUAACUUAUUGAUGCUCUAUUGUGCAGUAGCAUUUCAUUUAACUUUAAGAUAAGGCUCAUAUAGUAUUUACCCAACUAGUUGGUAAUGUGAUUAUGUGGUACCUUGGCUUUAGGUUUUAAUUAGCACGAAACACCUUUGGCAUGCUUAACUUUCUGGUAACACCCUCACCUACAUUGGUUUUGUUUUUUGGGGUUUUUGUUGUUGUUUUUGUUUGUUUGUUUUGUUUGUUUUUAGAUCCACAUACAUGAAAAUCCUUUUUUGACAAGCCUUGGAAAGUUGACAUACUAUCUCUUUUUUUCUUCCUUGUAUACAAAGGAUGUAUUUAAAUGAAUGCCGGUCAGUGGGACAUUUUGUCAACUAUGGGUAUUGGGUGCUUAACUGUUUAAUAUUGCCAUGUGAAUGUUGUAUACGAUUGUAAGGCUUAUGUCACUAAAGAUUUUUAUUCUGAUUUUUCAUAAUCAAAGGUCAUAAUGAUAUUGUAUAGACAUGCUUUGUAGUGAACUAUAGUAGCAAUAAUUUCUGUACAUGAUCAAGAGUUUAUUGCAGCAUUUCUUUUCCUGUUCUCUUUUUUUUAAGGGUUAGUAUUAACAAAUGGCAAGUAAUAGAAAAGUCAACAAAAAGAUUUUAGAAGGAGAACUUACAGGACACAGAUUUGUGAUUCUUUGGAUGUGACACUAUUGGAUGUGAUUCUAAAAGCUUUUAUUGAACAUUGUCAAAUUUGUGAGCUUAAUAGGGAUGGACAUCAUAUUUAUAAUGCCCUUCUAUAUGUGCUACCAUAGAUGUGAAAUUCUUGACCUUAAUAUUGUCUUUGAAAAUGUUAAAUUGAGAAUUCUGUUAACAUUUUAUGAAUUGGCGCAUUGUAUUACCGCAAGAGAUAUUUGAUUUUCAGCACAGUGCAAAAGUUCUUUAAAAUGCAUAUAUGUCUUUUUUUCUAAUUCCAUUUUGUUUUAAAGCACAUUUUAAAUGUAGUUUUCUCAUUUAGUAAAAGUUGUCUAAUUGAUAUGAA
This is a messenger RNA of Microcebus murinus (gray mouse lemur), 2900 nucleotides long. It is a transcript of the gene PPP1CB, whose product is annotated as protein phosphatase 1 catalytic subunit beta. NCBI's taxonomy places the organism in Eukaryota, Metazoa, Chordata, Mammalia, Primates, Cheirogaleidae. Gene Ontology annotation, biological process: regulation of circadian rhythm; circadian regulation of gene expression. Gene Ontology annotation, molecular function: protein serine/threonine phosphatase activity. Gene Ontology annotation, cellular component: nucleus; cytoplasm. The record is from RefSeq and is a predicted model, not a curated record.